CGCAAACGCAAACAAAAAGAGAAAUAAGAGAAUCGAGCAAAAGAAGCAGCAACCAAUUAAAAGUUCUUAAACGCCGCAGCAAGAAGAAGCAGCAGAGAGUACAGCUUUAAAGAUGGCUUCCGAACUGGAUCAAUUCGCCGAUUUGGAAUUAUCAAAAGAGGAUCGUGAGCAAAUCUUUGAUCCGCCAUUGGAUCGGCAGCAAUUGGAAGGUGCUGGCACCUCAAGUGUUACAACAUCAAAAAUCUUAAUAAGCGGCAUACCGCUGCAAACACGUUUCGAAGACAUCGAACCGCUACUGAAGCCCUAUGGCAUCGUCAAACAAUGUGAGGCUAUUUCUAGUAAGGAUCAAAAUACUCAAACAGUACAUAUAACAUUCGAAAAUCCUGAGCAGGCGCAAAGAGCUGCCGGUGGUCUGAACGGCGUCGAGUUCGAGGGCAGCAAACUGCACGCGGAGCAAUUGGACAAAAAUCAACGGCGCAGCAUACGCAAUCAGCGCAAUCCGUAUCCGGGCAUGCCGGGACCCGGACGCCAGGCGGACUUCCCGCUGCGCAUUCUGGUACAGAGCGAGAUGGUUGGCGCGAUCAUUGGACGACAGGGCAGCACUAUUCGCACCAUCACACAACAGAGUCGCGCCCGUGUCGAUGUGCAUCGCAAGGAGAAUGUUGGCUCGCUCGAGAAGUCCAUUACGAUCUAUGGCAAUCCCGAUAACUGCACCAAUGCAUGCAAGCGCAUAUUGGAGGUUAUGCAACAGGAGGCGCUAUCCACGAAUAAGGGUGAGAUCUGCCUGAAGAUACUCGCCCAUAAUAAUCUAAUUGGUCGCAUCAUUGGCAAAAGCGGCAACACGAUUAAGCGCAUCAUGCAGGACACGGACACGAAGAUAACCGUCAGCUCGAUCAAUGACAUUAACAGCUACAAUCUGGAGCGCAUCAUUACGGUGAAGGGCCUGAUUGAGAAUAUGUCACGCGCGGAAAACCAAAUUAGCACCAAGCUGCGCCAAAGCUAUGAGAACGAUCUGCAGGCAAUUGCGCCACAGAGCCUCAUGUUCCCCGGCCUGCAUCCAAUGGCAAUGAUGUCGACACCGGGCAAUGGCAUGGUCUUCAAUACGAGCAUGCCGUUCCCCUCCUGUCAAAGCUUUGCCAUGUCCAAAACACCGGCCAGCGUGGUGCCGCCGGCCUUCCCCAACGAUAUGCAGGAGACAACAUAUCUGUAUAUACCGAAUAAUGCCGUUGGGGCAAUCAUUGGCACCAAGGGCUCGCACAUUCGCAGCAUAAUGCGCUUCUCGAGCGCAUCCCUCAAAAUAGCGCCGCUCGACGCCGACAAGCCGUUGGACCAACAAACGGAGCGCAAGGUCACGAUUGUUGGCACACCGGAGGGUCAGUGGAAGGCGCAGUACAUGAUAUUCGAGAAGAUGCGCGAAGAGGGCUUCAUGUGCGGCACCGAUGAUGUUCGCCUCACCGUCGAGCUGCUCGUCGCCAGCUCUCAGGUCGGACGCAUCAUUGGCAAGGGCGGGCAGAACGUGCGUGAGCUGCAACGUGUGACAGGUAGCGUCAUUAAGCUGCCAGAGCAUGCGCUGGCGCCACCUUCUGGCGGCGAUGAGGAAACACCUGUGCACAUUAUUGGCCAAUUUUACAGUGUUCAGUCCGCACAGCGUCGAAUUCGCGCCAUGAUGCUAUCGACGAAUCCGCCUCCAGUGACCAAAAAACAGAAAGCUGCCAAAGAACAACAAUUGCAACAACAUCAGCUGAAUCUACAACUUUUAACGGGCGCUGCGCCAAGUGGGACUCAGCAGCAGCAGCAGCAGCAGCAGCAGCAGCAACAGCAACUAUCGCCGGUGCUGCAGCCGCAACAGCAACAGCAACAACAGCCGCAGCAGCAGCAGCAGCAACAGCCGCUGCCGCCGCAAUCGCAUCAUCAAUCGUCGGCGUCAUCGUCGUCGACGCCACCUGCGCAUCACCAGCAGCAGGCGUCGUCGACAGCGUCGUCACAUCAAUUGCAGCAGCAGCAGCCGUCGCCGCCGCCCGGCAAUGCAUCGGCCGCUACUCCCCAGCAGCAGCAGCAACAGCAGCAGCAGCAGCAGCAACAACAACAGCAGCAACAGCAGCUGGCAAGCACACAGCAGUAAGGUGUGCGCAGCCGUGGGGUGGGGGAGGGGUUAAGGGGCAACCUAAAUGCAUCAAG
Drosophila grimshawi is the source of this 2178-nucleotide messenger RNA. RefSeq names its product insulin-like growth factor 2 mRNA-binding protein 1 (gene Imp). Bases 113 to 2122 code for a protein of 669 amino acids. Gene Ontology annotation, molecular function: mRNA 3'-UTR binding. The transcript is spliced from 6 exons. Lineage: Eukaryota; Metazoa; Arthropoda; Insecta; Diptera; Drosophilidae. Gene Ontology annotation, cellular component: cytosol; nucleus; cytoplasm. The record is from RefSeq and is a predicted model, not a curated record. Gene Ontology annotation, biological process: nervous system development; regulation of gene expression.